AUGCCGCGAGGUGCGCGCCAUCGAGCCAUGCUGAAGAGAGAGCACUGGGAGCUCGGCACGCCCGACGAGUACGGCCCCGACGACGCGAGCGCCAGCGCGCAUAAUAGCGACGACUGGGCCGCCGGCGAGCAGCGCCAGGCCUCCGUCGAGCCCGAGUCGUCGGUCGACACCUCGUCCAACGCCGCCGCCGCCGCCGCCGCCGCCGCCGCCGCCGUCGCCCCCCGCGAGCCGGGUCCCAAGCGCAGGAGGUGCUCCCACCCCGCGCGGCAGAGGACGCAGAAGCUCGCGCCGGGGACUCCGCGACCCAUCCCGUGCGAGGGGUGCGUCAAGGCCGCCAUCGCGGGCAAGGGCGCCCGCGGCCGGUGCGUCGAGUCCGACGGCAACUCGCUGCGAUGCUCGGCCUGCAAGGCGGGUAACCAUCCGUGCCGGCCGUGCAAUCCCAUCAUGGUGCCCUUGGUCACGCGGAUGCUGCGCGCCAACGACGAGGGCAAUCAAAAGUUGUACGACCAGUGCCGGAAAUCCCUCCGGCUGCAGCUGCUCCUCAUCAACGAGCCCGACUCGGUAUACGCGGAAACCGGCCCGGCGCCCCGCGAGCCCGACGUUGCGCCCGGCACCUCGUCGGCGACGGUGGCCGCCAAGAAGGCCAGGGUGAUGGCGCUCCUCGAGCAGGUUGUCGACGCGAUUCUGGAGUGA
Ustilaginoidea virens is the source of this 693-nucleotide messenger RNA. RefSeq lists its product as uncharacterized. The transcript is spliced from 4 exons. The coding region runs from base 1 to 693 and encodes 230 amino acids. The record is from RefSeq and is a predicted model, not a curated record. Lineage: Eukaryota; Fungi; Ascomycota; Sordariomycetes; Hypocreales; Clavicipitaceae.